Molecule: messenger RNA, 1023 nt
Organism: Ambispora leptoticha
Lineage: Eukaryota; Fungi; Glomeromycota; Glomeromycetes; Archaeosporales; Ambisporaceae
Source: the annotation of a GenBank genome assembly
AUGUCUGAUAAACAACCGCAAACAAAAUCUUCAUCACAAGCUGCUGCUGGUUCCUCUUUUUUCAAAGGAAUAAUUGACUUCUUUGCUGACACAACCAAGAAUGCUCAGCACGAUUUUGUGAAAUUUAAAGAAGGAAUUUCGUUAGGAUUUUUAGUCCAGCAACCUGAUCAACAAAGAACCAUGAUGUCUGGAGAGUCCGAAUAUUUCACAGACUCUCGAGCAAGUUUGCAUCCUAAACGACAUCGAAAAAGACCGCCUGUAUCACGAAAUUUUGGCUCCAAUUUUCAGAAAAGCAAUAAUAAUAGUUACAAACCUAAUUCGCUGAAGCAACAUCAAUCCGAUGCUUUAGAAAUCGAACGAGAGAGAAAAUACAGGGAAAAAGAGCUCUGGCGUAAAAUCGAAGAGUUAAAUCAAAAAGUGGCUUUACUCGAAAAAAUAGUCUCAGAAUUACGAGCAGAUCAUCUAAAUAAUCUACAAAGUCAUAGCGAAAAUUAUCAUACUCAAUAUAUUCCAUCACCACCUCCGCCGCCACCAGUUACGCCAAAACAUGAAUCGUCGUUAACCACCCAAGCCCUUAUUAGCCUCCGAAAUAAUCUAAAAACAACAAAAAAUCAAGAGAAAAUCAAGACAACAACGUCAGCAACCAAAAUAGAAUCAAAUAAAUGUCAUUUAUUGCCGCAGCAACCAUCACCACCAAAAGACAUGACAGCUCUUUUGGAAGAUUUGAAAAAUGUAAAGCUUCGUAGAACUAAUUUAUUGCGAUCAACGAGUGGGUAUAUUUCAUCAAUUUCAACUCCGAAUUCAGAACAGGGUGGUGCUUUAGUUUGCAAGCACAAAUUUCCGAAUCACAGUCAAUCAUCUUUAUCUUCCUCUCUAUCCACCAUUUCAAUCGAUUAUGAAUCUACGUACAAUAACUUAUCGUCAUCAUCAGCAUCCACGAUAACGUGCCAAUCUGAUGCUUAUAAAGAUUUAGAGAGUUUUCAAAAUAUUCUAAAUUAUCCGGUGAAACGUCAAAAAAUUUAG